Molecule: messenger RNA, 3562 nt
Organism: Chelonoidis abingdonii (Abingdon island giant tortoise)
Lineage: Eukaryota; Metazoa; Chordata; Testudines; Testudinidae
Gene: RCAN1
Product: regulator of calcineurin 1
Biological process (GO): calcium-mediated signaling
Cellular component (GO): cytoplasm; nucleus
Molecular function (GO): nucleic acid binding; calcium-dependent protein serine/threonine phosphatase regulator activity
Source: RefSeq, a predicted model, not a curated record
UUAAAGCACGCAGGACUUUGUUCAGGAAUUUGCUGUCACUUACGGGAUGGACUGAAAGCUUUUUUGAGGGGGUUGGACUUUUUCCUUUAUAAACACAGUCUACAGAACCGACAGCUUCCUUAAAAGUAAUUGCCUUGGAUUUGUGUUGAACUGCUAACGUUGCUUUAGUGAAGCACAAAAUGCAUUUUAGGAACCUUAAUUACAGUUUUGGUUCCCUAAUUGCCUAUGUGGCAGACAGCGAUGUCUUCAAUCAAAUUGAAAUGAGGGCCAAAUUUGAAUCUCUCUUUAGAACAUAUGACAAAGAUAUCACCUUUCAGUAUUUUAAGAGCUUCAAAAGAGUACGAAUAAACUUCAGCAACCCUUUAUCAGCAGCAGAUGCUAGAAUCCAGCUACAUAAGACAGAAUUUCUUGGAAAGGAAAUAAAACUGUAUUUUGCUCAGACUUUGCACAUUGGAAGCUCGCGUUUGGCUCCACCAAAACCAGAGAAACAGUUUUUGAUUUCACCUCCAGCCUCUCCUCCUGUUGGUUGGAAACAAGUAGAAGAUGCUACACCAGUCAUUAACUAUGAUCUUCUCUAUGCUAUCUCCAAGCUAGGGCCAGGAGAAAAAUAUGAACUCCAUGCUGCAACUGACACUACUCCCAGUGUUGUUGUCCAUGUAUGUGAGAGUGACCAGGAAAAUGAAGUGGAGGAAGAAGAGGAAGGCAUGAAGAAACCCAAACCAAAAAUUAUUCAGACAAGAAGGCCAGAGUAUACUUCUACUCAUUUAAGCUGAAGUGGUUCUAACUUUCAAGGGUUUCAAGUAGACGUAUACAAGAAAAAUGCUUACUAUGGAAGUGUGAGGUCACAAUUCUGGUGGCAGUGGCUGCAGCAGUAGUAGGAUUAAUUCCAGUGUAAUGUUACUCAGAAACACACCGGAAGUUUCCUCAUUGUUUUUAAUGCUGCACAUUGGUUAAUAUAUAUGGAACCUAGAAUCAACUUCCAGAUCAGAGUUAGGGUGAUCAGAAAAAGGCAUUUUGAGAAAGAAUUGAUCACUGAAGAUACCUUCUUUUUAAGGAAUCCUAGGCUGCUUCAUUAUAAAACAGAUGGGGAAAGCUUUCUUUGUUCUGUCUCACAUGAUACACCUCUAGUUCAUAGGCUAAACAUAUGUGAAGUACAUGUGAUACUGAGAUGGUUUAAAGAUUUGGGAAUUGUAAACAUUUUUCUUAUGUUAGGUUGUUUUGUGCAUGUGUAUUACUGAUGUUCAAAAAUAACUUUGCAUUAUUUUCUAUAUAGUUUCUCACUUCACGCUUUUUGAAAUCUGGGAAGUUGUCUUCAAUACUUAUCUCUCAGCAUCCUGGGUCUCUUACUGUAUGUAUGUUUUAUUGGUACCCAGUUUCCAGUGGACAUACAAUUCAUGUAGCACCUUAUUUUGGUGCAAUAUAAUUCGUGUUUUUAAAAUUUUAAUCUGUUAUUAAAUGCUUAUGUGGGGUUUUGUCUAGUAAAGUUAUGGAAAAAAUUGUGCAAUAGGAAAAUUGUUCAAGUAAGUGGAUUUUAAAUUAUUUAAACUAAGUUAUGUUUUUAAGUAAUACUGAUUCAAUUAUUUUGAUUUUCUCCUUUUGAAAAACAAAAUUCUUAAACAUGUAAAUAAAAUUGUACUGUAUAUUCACAGCAAUGUACAGUUUUCAGUGAGAAGUAUGGCAAUGGAACAAAAACCUGAGCUGUAUUACUCUUUACAUUAACUUGUACGUUUUAACUGGUGAAGUUACACAUUUUAACAGUGAUUCAACACACAUGAUGUGAAAUAGAUGACAGAUGUGUGGUAUAUUUGAGAGGGAUGGAGUGCCUUUUCCCCAUUAAUUUGUGAUGGGAUUGUUAUACGAGCUGAACUCUUGUAUUUUUUCUAAUAGCCGUGACUGUCCAAUAAGUAUGUAUUCUCUUUUGGCUUUGUUUCCAAAACAGGCUGGCAUCUAGAAAUGCCUAGUACCGUGUAAUAGUGCAUGCUUUACCAGUUCAGGUGAUGGCUUGCUGUGGGAACAGACAAGCUUUCAUUCUGUUUGGUUUGGGUACUGUUUUAAGGACAGUGGUGAAUGAUGUACAGGCUUUCUGUCAUGUUUACAUAACAAACAAAUACAUGCUAUACCAGUUCAAGUAUUUCCAAGAAUCUGCUUUUAAAGUGGAGAUUCUAACUUUGAAAUAUUUUAUUCCUUUUUAAAAAUACACUAAUAUAUUGACAAAAUAUACUGUUGUGGGAGGACGUGUUUCUCUUUUAGAGGAAGUAUUUGGGGGGGUUCAGACAUCUUUUUAGAAAUAAAGACCUUGAUCCUCUUUUUGAAGUCAGUGAGAACUUUGCCAUUAGCUUCAUUAGUAAUAGGACUAGGCUCGGGAUUAGCGUUGUAGCUGUUAUUGCAUUAAAAUGAUAUGCAUUAUUAUGUGCCAUUUGUGGUUAAUGUUGACUUGGAGGCCCAACAUAAUACACUUUUGGGUAGAAAUAGAACAAAUAUUAUAAAGAAUACAAUACUGUAUGUACUGAUGAACUUGUACAAUCAUUCCAACUGAUAAUACAGUAUAGACUCCACACUACUAAAAACCUACUAUUGUGCUGACCAAGACACACAAUGUUAUUGUGACCAAAGAGAACAGAAACCUGUUAAACCUCAGUAAUAGUCUGAACUUGUAGGGCUUUAUUCUGAUGGAUUAGACUUACAGUACAUAUGCAUGCACACAGACUGAUGCUGACUUUUGGUUCCUAUCUGUGCAAGAGAGAGAGAGAUGCACUCCCCGUGUAUGUUAUGCUAUUUGAUACAAAGUUUGCAGGUGUAGAAUGUCACCCAGCAUAGCUUUAGGUCAGGCUGUGUUUUACUGCUGAUUUCAUAUAGUGUAUAAAUGCAGGGGCACAUGAGCUACUUUUGUGUUAUUGAAGUGUAAACAUCAGACUGCAAUGCAUGACAUUUUGUUCUUUUUAAGUGCAGGAUACAAUGACCAAACUAGAGAAUCAUCGAAGUACACAAAUGUCUCUAGUAUAGCUUUCUAACACUGCUGCUAGAUCUGAUGCAGAUGUUUUAUAUUUGCCCUUCAUUCAGCACAAAAUCUUUGGCCCAAUUUCUGUAACAUUCUCCUCCACCUCCUCUUCUGCUACCAGCAUAGACCCCAGACAGUGGGUGCUGUUACUGUUGCCUCUAUGGGACUGCCAAGAAGCAUCACUUAUCUUCAAUGGAAAAGAGAAUGUAAAACAAACAGUGACAUGAUUUUGAAUGUUGGUACACCCUGAGACAUUUCUGCAUGAUGGAGUUUGAAGGUAGUCAUUCAGAAUCAGAACUAUGAAUGAUUUGGGCUGGCUGCAGUGUCUGCCACUCCCAGCUGCAUUUGUGAACAUGGAUUUCUGGACGGUAGCUGUCCAUCUUGCUGUCUGGCCCCAGGUUGUGUAUCCUGGCCUAUGUCUGUUCUCUCACCACCAAUGUGGUGUAUGGGUCACUCUGUUUCUGUAUGAAAAUAACAGCUGUUAUGUUAAGACAAACUGGUAUUUUAUAAGAUUGUAUAGUAUGGGACGUUUAAAUUAAAAUAUUUGGAUUGUCUACUUAUAAA